AUGUCCGCGGGGGCCGCCUUUUAUAGCCGCGUUGUGCACCCAGCCCAGCUCGGCCGCGCCACCCAGCUCGGCUGCCAGUGUGCCACCCCGGCGGACGUGUACUCCCCGGGAUUGAGCGGGCGUGCUGCUUUUCUCACAGAAAUGGCGAACGGAUCAAUUCCCCUCUUCGUCGUCGCUAUCCUCCUCAGUGCAGCUCAUCUGGGUGCAGCGCACACGAGCAACAGCAAGCAACCGGGACGGCACAUGCUGCAAUUCGGUUUCAACGGUGCUGCUUAUGCUAGACCCGCCAACAGCCGCUGCCUGGUGGGGCCUGGCUGUGGCGAGGAUAGGAACAGGGAUUCCUCUCCAACCCCUGUACCUACAGGCCGCCAUCUCCUCAGCACAGUCAGCAAUGCUGAUAUCUCAGAUGCAGCUUCCAUUGGCAGCAACGAAAACAUGGGCCGCCAGAUCCUGCAAACCGGGUUCAACGGCGCGGCCUUUGCCAGGCCCCAGAGAAACCCAAGUGACAGUUCCAACCCCAGCCCCGGUAACGCCGGCACUGGCCGCCAUCUGCUGCAAGAGCUCACUGGCCUCAACUGAGACAGUUCCAACUGACCAGAUCUGUGAUUGCGGUAUCAAGAUGGAGUUUUUGUCAAGGCCAUAAAUGAAUGUGAUGUCCCAAGCCAACCAGCUGUGCUCCUGUGAUGAGCAGCAGCUUCCUACAGCGGGCUGUUGAGUUGAGCCUACGCAACCAGGAUUAUGAAUGUCAGCUGUCCCAUCUGAGUAUCCUGGAAUAAAUUGACAUGUUUGCAAUGCAAUUUUGGCUGUCCAUCUGGGUGGUGGAUUGUUUUCUCCUCACUUGGCCACUUUCGGCCCUGACACUGAGAUCUGUUGUUUGUUUAUGUUCCAUGAUAAUUUAGUUGGAUUCAAUCGAUUGAUGCACUUAUUCUGCGUUCACUUUGCCAGGUCCAUGCCUUGCUUGGGGUCACACCACAUGUUUGAAGCAAUUGCUUCCUGGGUACUCGGAUUAUGCCUCAUUAAUGAUACCUCAGUUACUCGAUUGCCUGGACAAUGAAUGAUUGAUUGAUAUAAUGGAAGACACACUUCCAGCCAGGUGGCUUGGUACAAGACCAGAC
Molecule: messenger RNA, 1115 nt
Organism: Coccomyxa subellipsoidea C-169
Lineage: Eukaryota; Viridiplantae; Chlorophyta; Trebouxiophyceae; Coccomyxaceae
Exons: 7
Coding region: 1-579 (192 amino acids)
Source: RefSeq, a predicted model, not a curated record